Hermetia illucens (black soldier fly) is the source of this 4521-nucleotide messenger RNA. RefSeq lists its product as uncharacterized. The transcript has 2 exons. NCBI's taxonomy places the organism in Eukaryota, Metazoa, Arthropoda, Insecta, Diptera, Stratiomyidae. The record is from RefSeq and is a predicted model, not a curated record. The coding region runs from base 348 to 4136 and encodes 1262 amino acids.
GUUCUUGCAGCCAUGGAUCUAUCCACUCCUAAAGCUCCAUAAUGGGGAAGGGACGGCCACUGAGAAUUGUCUAAACUGCGAGGCUACGAAAAUGGUUAAAAAAAUUCGGAAAAAUGUGCAGCACCUACCUUAAAUCCACCAUGAAAACUUGAUAUUUCUCAUUUGUCAUUCAAAAUUCAAUCAUUUUAUACGCCCUCCACCGUUCAAAAUUAUCGUUUUCGAGUUCGUUUUCGAUAUGGAAAAUUAAUCGAAAUAUUACAUAAAAUCAGAUUUUUAAAAAUUUACGCGAGUAUUUUUUACUAUUUAACUCAACCACCACACAAAGGCAAAAUUAAAAAUUAUUCAAAAUGUCCACGUCGUCUUGUUCAGCAGGUUCAAAAAAUGAAACAGAUUUUCAGAAGAAACUUUUGGAGCUAGCUCGUCUGACAGAGAAUCUUCUAAAUCAAAUGGAGAAUGGUGAGUUCCGGUGUAGGCGACAAUUAGAAGAGAUAGACCGAAUUAGAGGUGGAGAUUCAAGGAAGUUCCAUUCAUGGGACAGUACUUUGAAUACGAUGGAGCAUAGAAAGAAACCUGAGAAGACUACGCGUUGCUGUCUAUCCAAGCAACAAGGAUCAUCCUCAUCCCCACGGUAUGAACCCUGCCGUUCUCCCUUUCCCCAAGUAACAGCAAAGAGGAGUCAAGCGGGUGCUAACAAUGACUUUGAGAGUAGCUUAUAUUGUCCUCCAAAGUCCGGUGCUGAGGAGUCAGAAUACGUUGGAUGUUGCAGCAAAAAGAAAAAAUCAGGCCAGCUUCCAGUAGUCCCGAUGGUAAGACAUUACCCGAGCGGCUCAAGCAAUAAAGGAUCAUUAUGUUCGGAUAAGGAAUGCACUUGUAAGAAAAAUGUUCAAAGAGCGCAUGAUGAAUUGACCUUGGUCUCACUAACGCAAUCUCAGGAGAUGUCGAGAGAAUUUGUAGAAAUAUGUCCAGAUAAAAUUACAGCUGCUCAGGAGAAAGUCAUUGUCGUUCAUAGUUUUGAAGCAGCCAAUACCACCAAAGAAAGGCAUGGAGGGGCUCCACAUGCAUCCCGUUCCUGUGAAAGGGAGAGGGAGAAAUCGCGAUGCCCUCCCUACGGAGAUUGUCGGAACAGACCUCCAGGUAGUAGCGGCCAACAAAGAGAGUCUCAAGGACGAACAUCAGAAAUGCAACGGAAAAAAAAUGAAUCGAGUUCAAAAGGAAUAAAGCCUGUAGAAAGUCUAACUUCUAGUAAAAGUCGUAUCAUGCAAUUGGAACGACUGAAAAAUAAAUCCCACCAGCAUCCUACCGCAGAUGAGGUUGCGAUUUAUUGGCCACCACCUGUAAGUACAGCCGAGGGUAGAAGUGAACAGAAACGAGAAGAUAUUAAGCAUUCACACAGAGAAUACGCAGAGCGCCCUAAGGAUUGGAAGGAUACCCGGAAUUGGGAGGAACCCGUUCGACUUUCCAAACACCGAGAGAAAUAUGACUAUUAUAAAGAGAAGUUAGGACGAUCGUGUCAUUGUCCUUCACCAUCAGACUUCGACAGAUAUGCUCGACAAAUACAGCCAGCUAGUUCCCGCGAAUACGUUCCGGGGGAUGAGCAAGCUUAUCGCAAACUACCUCAGAAAAAACCAGUGAAGUCUUCUGAACGUGAUCGACCUUUAGAAGGUCGUGAAAGCCCUAUUAGCAUUUCCUGUUAUUCUGACGAAUUCGAGCCUUACCCUCGAGCGCAUCGCAAACGGUCGACUUCCAAAAAACGUCCUUACCAAGGAUCUGAGUACGAUAAAAAUUUUAGAGACUUACAAGACCGUUGUAGCCGUGAUUAUCCAAGGCCAUCCCAGAAGAAACAAAAAGGAGAGAUUCAGUCAUCACGGAACUAUCGAAAUAUUGAGUCAUCUGAAGAAUCUCAGGAUCUUCAUGAAGUUCCGGCAGUAUUGUCUAACCCAGACUCUAUAUGUACACUAUGUCAUGGGAUACGAUACCGUGAUAAUAAUCGGGUGGGACGUAAACGCCCCCAGGAAACGUGUCCCGAUGCAGAUUUCCGUACGUCAAAGGGUGUUCCAAGAAAGGUUUAUCAAGAAAGAUCGACUGAGAGAAAGAUUAAAAAAAAGUUUUCUCCACCACAGGAAAGUGAAGAGACUGAAUCAGCUGACGAUUUCCGGCAAAUUCAAGACGUUGGAACACCUCAGGAUACGGUGGAACUUUACCGAGGAGGAAAGGUGAGACCGAGGAGUGAAAAGAGAUGUUGCAAAUGUGGUGUUGCAAAACCGUUUGAAGAAUUUGAACCAGUUAAGAAACACCGCGACCAUCGUCGAGCCAAGAAGUCAGUGUCGAGGAAAGCGCCCCGAAUACCACCAAAUCAAUGUCCAUCUCAACCGCAAGCGAAGAAUAGACAAUCGUGGGGAAUAGAGUGCGGUUCCAAUUUCGAAGGUGUACCAAUUUGCUGUAAAUGCGGACUAUUGAAACCAAUCAAAGCGAGUGAACCAACUCAGAAAAUUAAACAAAUAAAACCUAAAACUUUUGAGGCAGUUGAAUUGCCUGAGGCCAUUAUAUCGGAAGAUGACAAUUAUCUGAUAAAUCAGUACGAAGCGCAAUGCAAGUGCUAUUGUGGAGAGCGGGGACAGACAUUAACAAGAAAACAUCAGGCUUCAGCCAAAUCUCCAAAGUUACAUGACCCAACCAAUACAAAGAGACCUUAUCGGGCAUCUUCUUGUCCUUCUGAUAUACCCAUUUGUUGUAAAAAUCCUGGAAAGAAAUCGAUGCCAUCAAAGCGUACAACCUCAAGGAAAUAUAGAGAAAUUGACUGUCAAUAUUUCAAACCAGAUGCUCCAGCGUCAUGUUCAGAUUCAAAGAUCGACAGAGGUAGUAAGAAGAGUAGGUCGCAGUCUGCACAUACGAGUAAAAAUCAGACAAAAUAUGCCGAAUCUUCGAGUAAGCGGCGCCCUAAGGAUAAUAAUCAUUCCGAUCGUGAAGAGUUAAUCUGUGAAUGUAAAGAUGAAAUCAUUCCUAAGGUGGUUAAACCAGAAAUUGAGAAAAAGAAACCAACAUCGGACACUGAAGUCUGCUACUGUGGUAAAAACUUUUGUAGAAUGGAGCCGGGACGGAAAUCUAGGGAUCGAAAAUCGUCGUCGCAUACUGCAGGUUCCAAACAGAUUGGAACACAACAAAUUGUCGGAAGUGUGGCAUUCUCUGAAUCAAAAACAUUUGCUGAGUCACAAACUUUUGCUAGAUCUCAAGGAGUUGCCAUUUCUCAAGCAUUUGUAGGAUCUCAAACGUUUACUGCAUCUCUACAAGUGCCUGGACGUCAUUCAGUCGCUGGCUCCCAACAGCGUCGAUCUGCUUCACUUGCUGGAACUCAGCUGGUUGAUACUAGUCUAUCAGCAAGUAAGCCCCCAGCACUACCAGCCAUUGAACCACCAAGGAUUGAUCAACACUCUGAAUUUUCACAAGCUGACGGGUCUCAACAAAUUGAUGAAAUGCUUCAGAGGUCUCAGGAGGCUACUGCUGAGCUUGAUUCAACAUAUUCGUCAUGCACCUCACAACUCUCUGGUUCAUACCAGACGACUCAAGAUCAAUCCGCAUGUUCUUCAACAAAACCUCAAGAACCAUCACUUCGUGACAGUGGAGCGUAUUCCCCUCGUUCUUCAGGGAAAAAUCAAGUUUCGCGGCUCUCAGACAAAUCCUACAAAUCGCAAUAUCUUUCUCGGCUUUCAGAAAAGUCUGAGGAUAUUUUGCAGGAUUCACCUCCGCCGGUCAUUGCACCUCCUCCAUCAAAGAACAGAGAAUCUGCGAGGAGUUCAGCUGAUCAAGCUUCUCGGGUCUGUUGUAAAUGCGGUAAAGAGACUUGUCCAAAUGCCCCAGAAAAAAUAUGCGGGAAGAACUCUCCUGACGAGACGGAGAACAGAUGUAAAUGUGAAAAGCGCAAAGCGAGGAAGUCGGCUGGUAAAUCUGAAUCAUACUCGUGUAUGUCUAGUGAUAAAAAGCCGGAACAACGACCAGAGCGUAGGAGAACUUCAACAGUAUCACAAUGGACUGAUCCUAAUCAGGUUCAGAAACUUCUCGCUCCUAUCCCUCCAAGAAGAUCAACCUCUGAAUCAGGGUCAAUAAAAUCGAUGUCCCUGACCAAGGAUCCGGACGAAUGAAAAAGGCAAAGGAAAUAAAAGAAUAAAAAGAGGCGUGAGGAGGAAAUCAUAAGAACCUCUCUGAAAAAUUGGAAGUGCCGCGACUAAAGGGCAUCGGAAGGAACCUUCCAGUAAUUUUCUUGCAAAUAAUUUCGUAUAUUGUUUCGAUUUGUCUGUGUCAGUUUUAAGGGGUUGAGUUAGCAGUAGGUAAAUGGAGAAAAAAUCUUUUUAAAGGGCCUGAAAUUGGUUCGAUUACAAUGGAGUAAAUUACAGCAAAAGAUAAAUUAUUUUCCCGCUAAAAAGUAUUCUUGAAUAGUGACUAAUUUAUAUUUAGUAAUAAUUAUAGGGAAAUAGUGUAAGUAUUGCAAAUAGAUAUGUAAUUGUUUCGAACUAUGCCCUGGAGAUG